AUGAGAGUUGCGGUGGUGGGAGCCGGGUUGAGCGGGCUGGCAGCGGCGCAGGAGCUCGCGGCGAGCGGCGGCGCUCGCGUGACUGUGUACGAGAAGGAAGACUGGCUUGGCGGGAGUGCCAGGACCGUGCCCGUCGACGACGGCGCCGGCCUCGUCCACCUCGACCUUUGCCCCAUGGUCUUCAACCAGGCAACAUGUCCCAACAUGAUGCAAUUGUUAGAGUUUCUCGGGUUGGAAAUUGAAAGAACGGAGAUACCUUUCUCGGUGAGCAUAAAAUUGGAUAAUGGAAGCCAAUGCUACUGGAGCACUAGCAAUGGUAUCUCAAGCCUUUUGGCACAAAAGAGCAAUGCAUUACGGCCUAGCUUUUGGUGCAUGAUCCGUGAGAUAAUUAAGUUCAAGACCGACGUGCUCAGGUACCUGGAUUAUUAUGAAAGUAACCCUGAUCUUGAUCAAAAUGAAACUUUGGGGCAAUUUGUUCAGUCGCAUGAAUAUUCACACCUUUUUCAAGAAGCUUAUCUUAUUCCUAUAUGCACAUCUGUUUGGUGUUCUCCAUCACAAGGAGUUCUGGGGUUCUCUGCUGUCUCUGUGCUGUCAUUUUUCCGAAACCAUGACCUUUUUCAGUUGUUUGGGCACCCUGAGUCCUUCAUUGUCAAGGGUUGUUUGCAGUCAUUUGUAGACAAGGUAAGAGUGGAACUAGAAGGCAUGGGUUGUCGAAUUAAGACCAGCUGUGCAGUCAAAUCUGUUUCAUGUGAUGACGGAGGUGGUUAUAGAGUCCAAGAGGAGGAUGGUUCAGAAGAAAUUUAUGACAAAGUCAUACUUGGGAUUCAUGCUCCAGCUGCUCUGAAAGUACUAGGUGCUGAAGCUACACAUGAGGAAUUGAGAAUUCUUGGUGCUUUUCAGUAUGUCUGCAGUGAUGCAUACCUCCACUGUGAUAAAAGUUUGAUGCCACAAAAUUUAUCUGGAUGGAGCGCCUGGAACUUUCUGGGGGAAACAAGCAGGGAUAUGUUUGUUACCUACUGGCUAAACCUGAUUCAGAACAUUGAAUCUGCUAAGACAUUCCUUGUGACGAUCAAUCCACCUCGUGUUCCGGAUCAUGUACUACUUAAAUGGUGUGUGAGCCAUCCUGUUCCGUCUGUGGCUGCUGUGAACGAAUCUAUGCAGCUUGAUCAGAUCCAGGGGAAGAGAGGAAUAUGGUUCUGUGGGGCAUAUCAAGGUCAUGGUUUCCACGAAUACGGACUGAAGGCUGGCAAAGCAGCAGCUCAAGGUGUGCUUGGAAAGAAAUGUGACAUUCUGGUGAUCCCAAAGCAGAUAGUCCCAUCGUGGACCGAGGCCGGGGCACGUCUUCUGGUAGCAAGAUUUCUUAACCGAUCGAUAUCCAUCGGAAACUUGAUAUUGCUCGAAGAUGGAGGCAGCAUGCUUAGCUUCGGAAAUGUUAGUUGCAAACACCAUGUAAAAUCAGUCCUGCGAGUUCAUGACCCAAUGUUCUAUUGGAAGGUUGCAACAGAGUCUGACCUUGGUUUGGCAGAUGCCUACAUUAACGGUUGGUGCUCUUUUGCUGAUAAAAAAGAGGGCCUUCUGAAUCUGUUCCUGAUUUUUAUAGCCAACAGAGAUGCACCUAAGAGCAGUAGCAACGUUGUCAGCAAAAGGGGUUGGUGGACACCUAUGCUUCUAACCGCUGGGCUGGCAUCUGCUAAAUAUUUUUUGCGCCACACCUCAAGGAAGAACUCUGUAACACGAACUCGUCGAAAUAUCUCACAACACUAUGAUCUGGGCAAUGAUUUCUUCUCGCUUUUUCUGGACAAAACGAUGACAUACUCUUGUGGAAUUUUCAAGAGGGAGGAUGAAAGCUUAGAGGAAUCCCAGAUACGUAAACUGAACCUUCUAAUUGACAAGGCGAAAGUUGAGAGGGAUCAUUAUGUCCUUGACAUCGGCAGCGGCUGGGGCAGCUUAGCAAUACAAGUGGUCAAGCAAACUGGCUGCAAAUACACUGGAAUAACAUUGUCGGAGGAGCAGCUUAAAUAUGCUCAGGGAAAAGUUAAAGAAGCUGGCUUAGAGGAUCACAUAACUUUCCUGCUGUGCGACUACCGUCAGAUACCAGCUCGCAAAUAUGACAGAAUCAUAAGCUGCGAGAUGAUCGAACAUGUUGGCCAUGAAUACUUGGACGCAUUUUUUACCUGCUGCGAGUCUCACUUGGCUCAAGAUGGCAUUUUUGUCCUACAGGCCAUCACCAUGCCGGACGAACUCUACGAGGAAUACAUUAGAAGCCCAGGCUUCAUAAAAGAAUACAUUUUCCCUGGGGGUUCACUUCCUUCUUUAUCCCGGAUAACAUCUGUGUCCGCCUCUGCUAGACUCUGCAUAGAGCACCUCGAAAAUAUUAAUGGCGACCAGUAUUACCUGACUCUGAGGAGCUGGAGGGACAACCUAAUGGCCAACAAAGAUGAAAUUUUGGCACUGGGCUUUGAUGACAAGUUCAUCCGUGUAUGGGAGUACUACUUCAUAUACUGUGCAGCCGGUUUCAGAACAAGGACACUUGGAGAUUACCAGGUUGUGUUUUCUCGUCCGGGCAACAAUAAGCUGGCCCUGGCUUGA
Molecule: messenger RNA, 2589 nt
Organism: Triticum turgidum subsp. durum (durum wheat)
Lineage: Eukaryota; Viridiplantae; Streptophyta; Magnoliopsida; Poales; Poaceae
Source: the annotation of a GenBank genome assembly